AUGCUGAAGCCUGGAGACCCCGGCGGCUCGGCCUUCCUCAAAGUGGACCCAGCCUAUCUGCAGCACUGGCAGCAACUCUUCCCUCACGGCGGCGGCGGCGGCCCGCUCAAGGGCGGUGGUGCCGCGGGUCCCCUGGGCGCGCCGCAGCCUCUCCAGCCGCCGCCGCCGCCACCCCCUGAGCGCGCUGAGCCUCCGCCGGACAGCCUGCGCCCGCGGCCCGCCUCGCUCUCCUCCUCCUCCUCCUCCUCCACUCCGGCUUCCUCCUCCACCUCGGCCUCCUCUGCCUCCUCCUGUGCCGCUGCCGCCGCCGCGCUGGCGGGUCUCUCGGCCUUGCCCGUGGCACAGCUCCCGGUGUUUGCGCCUCUGGCCGCCGCCGUCGCCGCGGAGCCGCUGCCCCCCAAGGACCUGUGUCUCGGCGCCGCCUCGGUCCCGGGGCCCUCCAAGUGCGGCAGCGGUGGGGAUGGCCGCGGUGCCCCGCGCUUCCGCUGCAGCGCGGAGGAGCUGGACUAUUACCUGUACGGCCAGCAGCGCAUGGAGAUCAUCCCCCUCAACCAGCACACCAGCGACCCCAACAACCGUUGCGAUAUGUGCGCAGACAACCGCCACGGAGAGUGCCCCAUGCACGGGCCGCUGCACUCGCUGCGCCGGCUGGUGAGCACCGGUAGCGCCGCGGCCGCCGCGCCCCCGCCGGAGCUGCCGGAGUGGCUGCGAGACCUGCCGCGGGAGGUGUGCCUGUGCACGAGCACCGUGCCCGGCUUGGCAUACGGCAUUUGCGCGGCGCAGAGGAUCCAGCAGGGCACCUGGAUUGGGCCCUUCCAGGGCGUACUCCUGCCCCCAGAGAAAGUGCAGGCCGGCGCCGUAAGAAACACGCAGCAUCUCUGGGAGAUAUAUGACCAAGAUGGGACACUACAGCACUUUAUUGAUGGUGGGGAACCUAGUAAGUCAAGCUGGAUGAGGUAUAUCCGAUGUGCAAGGCACUGCGGAGAACAGAAUCUAACAGUAGUUCAGUACAGGUCGAAUAUAUUCUACCGAGCCUGUAUAGAUAUUCCCAGGGGUACCGAGCUUCUGGUGUGGUACAAUGACAGCUAUACGUCUUUCUUUGGGAUCCCCUUACAAUGCAUUGCCCAGGAUGAAAACUUAAAUGUCCCCUCCACGGUAAUGGAAGCCAUGUGUAGACAGGACGCCCUGCAGCCCUUCAGCAAGAGCAGCAAACUCUCCCCAGCCACUCAGCAGCGCUCCGUCGUUUUCCCACAGACUCCGUGCAGCAGGAACUUCUCUCUCCUGGAUAAAUCUGGGCCCAUUGAGUCAGGAUAUAAUCAAAUCAGUGUGAAAAACCAGCGAGUCCUUGCAAGCCCGACUUCCACGAGCCAACUGCACUCGGAGUUCAGUGACUGGCAUCUUUGGAAAUGCGGGCAGUGCUUUAAGACUUUCACGCAGAGGAUCCUGUUGCAGAUGCACGUGUGCACGCAGAACCCCGACAGACCCUACCAAUGCGGGCACUGCUCCCAGUCCUUUUCCCAGCCUUCAGAACUGAGGAACCACGUGGUCACUCACUCUAGUGACCGGCCUUUCAAGUGCGGCUACUGUGGCCGUGCCUUUGCAGGGGCCACCACGCUCAACAACCACAUCCGAACCCACACUGGAGAAAAGCCCUUCAAGUGCGAGAGGUGUGAGAGGAGCUUCACGCAGGCCACCCAGCUGAGCCGACACCAGAGGAUGCCCAAUGAGUGCAAGCCAAUAACUGAGAGCCCCGAAUCAAUCGAAGUGGAUUAA
This is a messenger RNA of Pteronotus mesoamericanus, 1773 nucleotides long. RefSeq names its product PR/SET domain 6 (gene PRDM6). The transcript has 7 exons. Gene Ontology annotation, cellular component: nucleus. Bases 1 to 1773 code for a protein of 590 amino acids. Gene Ontology annotation, biological process: regulation of transcription by RNA polymerase II. The record is from RefSeq and is a predicted model, not a curated record. Lineage: Eukaryota; Metazoa; Chordata; Mammalia; Chiroptera; Mormoopidae. Gene Ontology annotation, molecular function: RNA polymerase II transcription regulatory region sequence-specific DNA binding; protein binding; histone methyltransferase activity.